Pelmatolapia mariae (spotted tilapia) is the source of this 689-nucleotide messenger RNA. It is a transcript of the gene lim2.5, whose product is annotated as lens intrinsic membrane protein 2.5. NCBI's taxonomy places the organism in Eukaryota, Metazoa, Chordata, Actinopteri, Cichliformes, Cichlidae. Gene Ontology annotation, cellular component: plasma membrane. The record is from RefSeq and is a predicted model, not a curated record. Bases 110 to 634 code for a protein of 174 amino acids. Gene Ontology annotation, molecular function: structural constituent of eye lens. The transcript has 5 exons.
CUUGCACUCUCUCUCACUCUUUCCCUAAGGAAAGCCUGAUACUUAAGAGGGUUGAUUUAUCCUGAGGAAUUCAGUGCAUAAAGCUUUAACCACAGUCAUAGGAUCACUCAUGAUGUACAGCUUCAUGGGAGGGGGCCUUUUUUGUGCCAUUGUGGGGAACAUCCUGUUGGUGGUCUCCACAGCCACAGACUACUGGAUGCAGUACCGUCUGUCUGGCAGCUUCGCCCAUCAGGGCUUGUGGAGAUACUGCAUGUCUGGAAAGUGCUACAUGCAAACUGACAGCAUUGCAUACUGGAAUGCCACUCGUGCUUUUAUGAUCCUGUCGGCCAUGUCAUGCUUUGCUGGCAUCAUCGCAGGAAUCCUCUCCUUUGCCCACUUUUCUGCCUUUGAGCGGUUCAACCGAUCAUUUGCCGCUGGAAUCAUGUUCUUUGUUUCAACUCUCUUUGUUCUGCUUGCAAUGGCCAUUUACACUGGGGUGACUGUGAACUUCCUGGGCAAGCGCUUUGGUGACUGGCGCUUCUCUUGGUCCUACAUACUAGGCUGGGUGGCCCUUCUAAUGACCUUCUUUGCAGGUAUAUUCUACAUGUGUGCCUACAGAAUGCAUGAGUGCAGAAGAGUGGCUGGCCCACGUUAAUGUAAAGAGGAAAAAGUGUGUCAGGGCUGCUGAAGACAUUAGUUUACAUUUAAAG